This is a messenger RNA of Dendroctonus ponderosae (mountain pine beetle), 9866 nucleotides long. RefSeq lists its product as uncharacterized. The coding region runs from base 683 to 9844 and encodes 3053 amino acids. The transcript has 22 exons. Gene Ontology annotation, biological process: proteolysis. NCBI's taxonomy places the organism in Eukaryota, Metazoa, Arthropoda, Insecta, Coleoptera, Curculionidae. Gene Ontology annotation, molecular function: serine-type endopeptidase activity; protein binding. The record is from RefSeq and is a predicted model, not a curated record.
UUUUCUCUUUCUGGAGCAAGUAACGCAAGUGUCUACAUCUAUCAGAUUUCGUAAAACGAUUUUUCUAGACUCUUUCUUAAACAGUUUAAAUUCGUGUUUUUUCCAAAAUUCUCCCACUGGUCCCUGAUGAUGCUCAAGACAUGAAAUCUUCGCUAAUUCAAAAAAAUCUGCUCACUUUUUAACGUAAAUAUCGCAAAAUCGCUCUAUCAAGUUUUGCUAAAUAAAUUUGUGAAUAAACGCUUUUUUUCUUAAUAGUCUUCUAGCAGUUCCUGAUGAUGAUCGUGGCAUGAAACUCUCACAAUUUGCAAAGAACUGCUUGCUUCCUAAUGCAGGCAUUCCCGAGUAAAAAAUCCAUAAUGGGAAAAACCGCACUUGAAAGUAAAAAUGUACAUUCCCGAACAACCAAAAGCUAGAAUUUCAAGACCAUUUUCCUUGGGUUUCAGCUCUAGGAACCAGUAGUGAGUUUUCUAAUUACUCGACCCACUAACCAAACUGCUGACCGCAAGUUUGCCCAACAGUUGCGCAAGCGAUUUUCUGUCGACUCAAUGAAAAUGCAGCAAAAAAUGGGUCAUAGACGCGAAUUAGGAAAAAACGCCCACUCCACUCUGUUAGUACCCAGUUAACAGUCAUUAGUGCUCAGUCAAAAAAGGAUUGCAUGACCCAGAAUCAGGAAUAGUGAAAAAUGGUGUCGCCUCAAGCCGCCGAAGGCGCUAUCAAGAAAAAGAAGAGCGGGGAGGAUGGAAAGUCGGCCUCCUCCAGCCCGGAACCCUUCAAAGAACCUUCUGGAAUGACCACAAUCGACUUGAACAAGCUGGAAGACGCAGAGGCUGAAACCAACGCAGCCAGAUCCAAAUCAAAACACGCUGCCCAAAUGCGAUACAUUUCCAAGCUGCUUUGGGCGCUUUGCACCAUUUUGACCUUAGUUCUGGGCUUGGCCAUUAUCACUGUCCUCAAUAAAGAGUUUCACCUGCUGCCAGCCAUCCCCAUCAGCUUCCGCGAAUAUCCACCCAAACAACCCCCCACUGAUUUUAUUGCAUUAACCAAAGGGCUAAAUGAGGCCUUAUUCCGCGAUCGCUUAAAGUCUGGAAACUAUCUGGAAAAUACCGCAAUGGAAGCCUGCAAAUUGGAACAAACUCUAGAUUCAUGCUGUGAGGUUUUCCGCGAAACCGACCUGGAAAUUUUGACGGAUUAUUGCACUGUAAACAACAUGCUAAGCAUCCUGAAGGAGUUUGAGGAGGAGCGUAGGAAGAAACGCGAAAUUGAUUACCCCGACUCAGAGUAUGAUUAUGAAAAUCACUUUAUAGAGUAUGAGGAGUUCAAGAGUGCAGAGGUCGACAAUCGGCCUGAAAUAAUUCCUCCACAUUUACGCCCACAACGGUUGCCUAAUUCAGGAGAAUUUUUAAUGCAGACCAACCCUUGGCGUUCCUUAUAUCCCAAGAUUCGAAACACUCAAAAUUGGCACUUUAACCUAGCAUCGGAUCCUGAUCCGUUCGAACAGAUCGUCCGACAGUCUGAGCCAGCAUUUGUGGAAAGAGGAGCGAAUAGCGACUGGACUAGGAGCGAAAACCGAGAAUCGCCUCUGGUGCAAAGCAUUUUCGAACGGCCUUUGCAUGAUGGUGUCGUUCAGCAGAUUCUGGAACAUAUUACAAUUGCACCCAAGCAGGAGAGAGCUUAUGUUUUUAACGAUUUUUAUCCAGAAACAGGACCUGCUUCACAAGAAGCUAUGGAGUUCAAUCAAAGGCUAGAAGCAAGGAUGCAACCUGAUUCAGCCAGCUUUGGUAAUGAACACAGUAGAUGGUUGGUUCAACCCCAACGAGAAUUGCCGGAUCAAGCGCAAAGAGCUGGUUUACUUCAACCACUAAAUAUGGAUUCAACGAACAAUGAAGACAGCUACGGGGGAAAUGAUCAUAACCGGCCUGGAAAGUCAACAUUAGACCAACAGGUAAAAUUCCUCACAGAAGAUUCAACUUCAGACACACCUUUUCACUUGAAAAUCAACGAAGAAUACACGCAAGGAAUACCACAGAAACCACCGAAAGUUGCCAAGUUGAGCGACCAAGUAAAAGUCCUCAGAAACUCAUCUAGCGACUAUGAAAACGUCGGUGAAGUUUUUUCUGAGCUCCAAAGCAACGAUGAAAACACGCUGGAAAUUUCACAAAAACCACCAAAAGUUGUCAAGUUGGGCGACCAAGUAAAAGUCCUCAGAAACUCAUCUAGCGACUAUGAAAACACCGGUGAAGUUUUUUCUGAGCUCCAAAGCAACGACGAAGACACGCUGCGAAUUCCACAAAAACAACCAAAAGUUGACAAGUUGAGCGACCAAGUAAAAGUCCUCAGAAACUCAUCUAGGGACUCUGAAAACGCCGGUGAAGAUUUUCCUGAGCUCCAAAGCACCGAAGAAGACAAGAUGGGAAUUCCACAGAAAACACCGAAAGUUGCCAAGUUUGGCGACCAAGUAAAAGUCCUCAGGAACUCAUCUAGCGGCUCUCAAAACGGCCUUGAAGUUUUCUCUGAACUCCAGAGCACCGACGAAGACACGGUGGGAAUGCCACAGAAACCACCACAAGUUGCCAAGUUGAGUGACCAAGUAAAAGUCCUCAGAAACUCAUCUAGUGACUCUGAAAACGCCGGUGCAGUUGUUUCUGAGCUACAAAGCGACGACAAAGACACGCUUAGAAUUCCACAGAAACCACCAAAAGUUGCCAAGUUGGGCGACCAAGUAAAAGUCCUCCGAAACUCAUCUAGCGACUCUGAAAACACCGAUAAAUUUUUUUCUGAGCUCCAAAGCAACGACGAAGACACGCUGGAAAUUCCACAAAAACCACCAAAAGUUGCCAAGUUGGGCGACCAAGUAAAAGUCCUCAGAAACUCAUCUAGCGGCUCUCAAAACGGCCUUGAAGUUUUCUCUGAACUCCAAAGCACCGACGAAGACACGGUGGGAAUGCCACAGAAACCACCACAAGUUGCCAAGUUGAGUGACCAAGUAAAAGUCCUCAGAAACUCAUCUAGCGACUCUGAAAAUGCUGGUGAAGUUUUUCCUGAGCUCCAAAGCACUGAAGAAGCCACGCUGGGAAUUCUACAGAAUCCAACGAAACUUGCCAAGUUUGGCGGUCAAGUAAAACUCCUCAGAAACUCAUCUAGCGACUCUGAAAACGGUGGUGAAGAUUUCUCUGAACUCCACAGCAACGACGAAGACACGCUGGGAAUUCCACAGAAACCACCGAAAGUUGCCAAGUUGAGCGACCAAGUAAAAGUCCUCAGAAACUCAUCUAGCGACUCUGAAAACGCCGGUGAAGUUUUUCCUGAGCUCCAAAGCACCGAAGAAGCCACACUGGGAAUUCCACAGAAACCACCGAAAGUUGCCAAGUUUGUCGACCAAGUAAAAGUCCUCAGACACUCUUCUGGCGAUUUUGAAAACGCCAGUGAAGUUUUUCCUGAGCUCCAAAGCACCGAAGAAGACAAGUUGGGAAUUCCACAGAAAACACCGAAAGUUGCCAAGUUUGGCGACCAAGUAACAGUCCUCAGAAACUCAUCUAGCGACUCUGAAAACGGCGGUGAAGUUUUCUCUGAACUCCAAAUCACCGAAGAUGACACGGUGGAAAUUCCACAGAUACCACUGAAAGUUGCCAAGUUGGGUGACCAAGUAAAAGUCCUGAGAAAUUCAUCUAGUGACUCUGAAAACGCAGGUGCAGUUGUUUCUGAGCUCCAAAGCGACGACAAUGACACGCUGGAAAUUCCACAAAAACCACCAAAAGUUGCCAAGUUGGACGACCAAGUAAAAGUCCUCAGAAACUCAUCUAACGGCUCUCAAAACGGGCUUGAAGUUUUCUCUGAGCUCCAAAGCAACGACGAAGACACGCUGGGAAUUCCACAAAAACCACCAAAAGUUGCCAAGUUGGGCGACCAAGUAAAAGUCCUCAGAAACUCAUCUAGCUACUCUGAAAACACCGGUGAAGUUUUUUCUGAGCUCCAAAGCAACGACGAAGACAUGCUGGAAAUUCCACAAAAACCACCAAAAGUUGCCAAGUUGGGCGACCAAGUAAAAGUCCUCAGAAACUCAUCUAGCGGCUCUCAAAACGGCCUUGAAGUUUUCUCUGAACUCCAAAGCAACGACGAAGACACGCUGGGAAUUCCACAAAAACCACCACAAGUUGCCAAGUUGAGCGAUCAAGUAAAAGUCCUCAGAAACUCAUCUAGCGACUCUGAAAACGCCGGUGAAGUUUUUCCUGAGCUCCAAAGCACUGAAGAAGCAACGCUGGGAAUUCCGCAGAAACCACCGAAAGUUGCCAAGUUUGGCGAUCAAGUAAAACUCCUCAGAAACUCAUCUAGCGACUCUGAAAACGGCGGUGAAGUUUUCUCUGAACUCCACAGCAACGACGAAGACACGCUGGGAAUUCCACAGAAACCACCGAAAGUUUCCAAAUUGGGCGACCAAGCAAAAGUCCUCAGAAACUCUUCUAGCGAAUCUGAAAACGGCGGUGAAGUUUUUCCUGACCUCCAAAGCACUGAAGAAGUAACGCUGGGAAUUCCGCAGAAACCACCGAAAGUUGCCAAGUUUGGCGAUCAAGUAAAACUCCUCAGAAACUCAUCUAGCGACUCUGAAAACGGCGGUGAAGUUUUCUCUGAACUCCACAGCAACGACGAAGACACGCUGGGAAUUCCACAGAAACCACCGAAAGUUUCCAAAUUGGGCGACCAAGUAAAACUCCUCAGAAACUCUUCUGGCGACUUUGAAAACCCCGGUGAAGUUUUUUCUGAGCUCCAAAACAACGAGGAAGACACGCUGGGAAUUUCACAAAAACCACCAAAAGUUGCCAAGUUGAGCGACCAAGUAAAAGUCCUCAGAAACUCAUCUAGCGACUCUGAAAACGGCGGUGAAGUUUUUUCUGAGCUCCAAAGCAACGACGAAGGCACGAUGGGAAUUCCACAGGAACCACAAAAACUUUCAAAGGUUGGGGAUCAAGUGAAAGUCGUCAAAAACACAUCCAGCGCCUCAGAAAACACUGAAAAACCAUCUGAGCUCAGAAGCAACGACGAAGACAUUCUGGGAAUCCCACAGCAGCAACCACUAGUUACAAAAUUCGGCGACAAACUGAAGGUCCUCAGUACCACGUCUACCGGCUUGCAAAGUCCUCGGGCAUUUUUUUCCGAAUUUAGAUUUAACGAACUCACUACUGAAGAAUCAUUCACUACUGAAGAUUACCCUACAGAACCACUGGGUAGCAAAGAAGACUUUUUGCUGAUGAAACAGUCCGAGCCUGCUUUGCUGGUAGAAGGCGAUGCAAAUGACCGCCUUGGAAUGGGGCAUUCUUCUACCACUCAACCCUCUUUGAGGCAAGAAACAGAACUUUCUAGGAGCCAGAGCGAAAAUAUGCGUGCUGCUUCAAACUCGGAGGACUUUCGAUUGAAAACCAAGCAAGUGAGUGCGAUGGAGGAGAUGCAGGCCGUUCAACAGGCCUACACGAAUCCCUGCUUCUACCCCCCAUAUAUGGGAGUACUUCCGUCUUCCGGCCAAUCGGGAGCGCCCAUGGAUUCUGGGUACCUGAAAGUGGUACCAGGCGCCCAAGCCAGGUCACAGCCCAAUCCAAUGUACGUCAUAAAUCCGCCCAUGUUCUACAGUGUUCCUCCCAGUCAAUCAGGCUACUUUUUGUCAUCCAACUCCUAUAUUCCUCAGGGCCGUUUAGUGAUGACUCCUAGCCCCCCUAUACAGGUCUCCUCCUCUGCUGGACAGUAUUAUAUGUGCAACCCCAUCCCUACUCCCUCCAACAAUAUAGUGGGACUUUCUGGCACGGAGGUGAGGAGAGAGUCCGCCAACCUGCAGGAUCUGAUUGGGGAAAUUGAAGAUUCACUCUCACGCGGAAGCAACAUGUCCCGAGCUGCUGGGCAGCUGAUUUGCCCUCUGGGCGAACGGUCGUGCCUGGACAACAGCAAGUGCAUAAAAAACCACUACAUUUGUGACAACGAAGUGCAGUGUGGGGAUUCAACCGAUGAAAUCGCCUGCACUUGCAGGGAGAGAGUGGGCAGACUGAGGAUGUGCGAUGGCUACUGCGAUUGUCCGCAAUGUGAAGACGAAAGCGGCUGUUUUGGAUGCGCUGAAAACGAGUUCUCCUGCGACGAUUGGUCAAAGUACCGAAGAUCCAGCUGCAUCCCGCUGAGCCAGAGAUGCGACGGCAUCAAACAGUGCGAAAUCACCGGCAAAGACGAAAUGGACUGCUCCAUCUUGGCAGACCGUCUCGGCAACUUCCCCAUCAACAAAGUCUCCAACUCCGUGGGCUUUUUGCACCGCAACUUCAAAGGAAAAUGGUACCCAACGUGUUACGGCACUGAGCUCUGGGCUGCGGAGGUGUGCCAAGUGGAAGCCGGCCCCAGCGCUAUAGUGCCCAAGACCCACAUGACUUUCACCUCCCAGCCCUACAAUGGCCUGUUCAUCAACAUCCUGCCCAACAACGAGAUUCGCCUGGUCAACACGUGCGUCCAAGACCGGGCGGCCUUUGUGGAGUGUCCGCCCAUCUACUGCGGCCUUCGCUUCCAUGUGACCAACCCCUACCGCGACCAGGAGUUGGACACCAGCGUGGAGGACAUGCUGAACGACCUGCGCAAGGCCUACCAAAUGCGCGAGGACAUUCUAGGGCUGGCGGAAGAACAGGAGGAGAAGAUUCAAGAGGAUUCAUUGGGCGAAGUCAUCCAGAACUUGGAACGCACGCUCAAGCGCAGACAUGUGGAUAGUCGAGUGGUGGGCGGCAGGCCAAGUCAGCCUUCGGCCUGGCCUUGGCUGGUGUCCAUCUACAAAAAUGGGAUUUUUCAUUGCGCUGGCGUGCUCAUCAAUGAAAUGUGGGUUGUUACAGCCGCCCAUUGCGUCGUCAGAUACUGGCAGUACUAUUACGAAAUACAGGCAGGAACUCUUCGGCGCUUCUCCUACGCCCCUAUGGAUCAGCGCCGCUGGGCCAGAACAAUAAUUUCACAUCCCGAUUACGAUAAGGAGUUCUUGCGCAACGACAUCGCGCUGAUCAAGCUCUCAGCUCCCAUCAGAUACAACAGGCACGUGCGCCCAAUUUGCCUGCCUUCUCAGCGCACUGCUGGCAGCCAGUACCUGAAAGCGCCAGUUUCUGGCACCGUUUGCACCACUGUGGGAUGGGGAGCCACCAUCGAGCAUGGCACUGAUCCUGAUCAUAUGCGGGAAACCGACAUCCCCAUUCUGCACCACUGCAAGCACAAGGACGACAAUGAUGUGGACGAGAUUUGCGCAGGGUUAGCUGAAGGAGGAAAAGACGCAUGCCAGGGCGAUUCGGGCGGGCCGCUAAUGUGCAGAAACCCGGAGAACCCGGACCAAUGGUACCUGGGAGGAAUUGUCAGUCACGGACAGGGCUGCGCGCGCCCUCACGAGCCCGGAGUGUACACUAGAGUGAGCAAAUACCUGCCGUGGAUAGCAGAAAAUACCAAUGACGCGAAAAGAACGAUGUACAUGCCGUUGCAAAGCUGCCCCGGCUACGUCUGCAGCAGCAUCAGAAGAUGCAUAGCAAAAAAGCGAAGAUGCGAUGGAAUAGUCGACUGCCUUCUGGGCGACGAUGAGCUAAACUGUCCGAACCACUUCAAUGGCUUCUACAAGCAGGCAAAUAAUGGCGUUGCAAACCUUCAAGAUGAUCCUUCGAGUGAGGAUCUUUCCAGCUCAGAAGUAGUGGGUCAAGCCCUUAACGCCUCGAAUGCAAGGGCUCUUAAAGUCGAAAGCCUGAUGACGGGCUUUGAUGGUUGGAACUUCAGAUGCCAAGUGUUGCUCCAAGUGGUUCCUAUGGAGAAACGCUGCAAUCGACUAGUGGACUGCCAGGACGGUUCAGAUGAGGCGAACUGCACAUGUGCCCAUUAUGUACAAGCAAUUGAUCCGGCGGCAAUUUGCGAUGGGAUCAGCGACUGUGCGGAUCUGAGCGAUGAAACCGAUUGCGUCCAAUGUGAUCAAGCAGAGUUCGCCUGCAGAAUGUCCCGAACGUGUAUCGGCCAGGAGAAAAGAUGCGACGGCCAUGUGGACUGUCCACAUAAAGAAGAUGAAAUGGAUUGCGCCGCCCUCACCAACGGCCUCACCAUUGACCUGGAUAAAGACGGCCGUGCGAACCUCCAGACUAAGGGCCUAUUGACUCUCUACCAGAACGGCAGUUGGACGCCUUUUUGCCUCGGCAAAAACGAUUCACCGCCCGCAAUUGCGACCAGCCAAUGCAACCUGCUCGGGUUCCACGACUAUACCUCCUAUUCCCAACCCACUAUCCAGAGUCGCAAGUUGAUCGUCCUGGAUUUCACUCUGGAAACACCGAGAAAAGUCGAAAAUUGCUCAGGGCUCUAUGUCAACUGUGGAAACACUUCCAGCAGCAGCUCGUUGUACUACAGCAAUCUGGAACACGCCAGUGAGCUGUAUUUGUCGCCCUGGAUGGCGGUUAUUUACGUGGAAGGACGCUACCAGUGCAUGGGUACCUUGCUGGAUAAAUCCUGGAUUGUCACUACGCAAAAAUGCUUCAAAAGCUUUCACAGUUUCGAGCUCAGCUACGUGGUAGCUGUCUUGGGCAAGGGGAAGCUUCAUUUAACAGUUCCCGGGCCGCAUGAGCAAAUCGUGCGCAUCCAGAACAUUUCCAGCGUUCCUGGCACGGACAUUGUCCUGUUGCGCCUGGCAGACAAAGUCCGGUGGACUCGCUAUGUCCAAGCAGCUGAUUUGGACGCUUGGUGGGAUGGGGAAAAGCGCGAAAAAUGCUACGCAGUAGGCCGAACCAUGGACGAAAAUGUGCGCUUCCUGCCGCUGUUUCCGCGAGAGAACUGCACAGCUGGCUACAGGUGCUUUGAAAGGAAACUGGAGGAUGAUUGCCAGGACAACAACGCCUGGAUGGGAACCAUCAUAUGCGACUCCAGACUGGGAUGGUACCCGGCCGCAGUGUUUCACGAGCGACUCGGCCAUUGCGGGUUCUCUUUCACAAGGCAGUUCACUAGCAUUCGAUAUUACAGGCAUCAAAUCCGGCAGUUGAUGGAGAUGAAGAUUGGCGCUGGCGCUACCCCCAAAUGCGACGGCUUCAGGUGCCAGCUUGGCACCUGUUUGGCGCAGGGGCAGGUGUGCAACGGUGUCCAGGAGUGCUACGACGGAAGCGACGAGUCAGCCACUUUAUGCUACGAGAGUGAGAACAAGUGCUACCUGAACAAUCAGUGUGGAUGUUCGCAAACUGAAUUGAGGUGUCCAAACGGCAAGUGCGUGCCCAAAUCGUCAUUUUGCAACCAAAAGGACGACUGCGGAGACAAUGAGGAUGAGCCAGAUGUGUGCAGCUGCCGGAACUACCUGAAGCUGACCAAUCCGGAGAAGUUGUGCGACGGAACCAUCAACUGCGCAGACCGGAGCGACGAAGACCCGCAGAUUUGCGGCUGCCAGCCCGGAUAUUUCCAUUGUGGAAACACCGAAAAGUGCGUCCUUCAGGAAAUGAUCUGCGAUGAAAAAUCCGAUUGUACUGGCGGUGAAGAUGAAGCGAAUUGCUUCAGCUUUAAGAACGAUAAAAACAACAAGCCAAAUGCCGGUCAGGUUCUGAUGCGAGUGGCCGGACUUUGGACAGCUGGAUGCUUCAAGUCGAACAACACUCAGGAAGACCUGAACGAGGUCUGCUUCAAGCUGGGCUUCAAUGGUACCACAGCCUAUGAGUUCGAAUUAAUUCAGAACUCCACUCUGCACCCAGAUCGGCCAGUUCUGGAUAAAUUUGAUGUUGUCUGGCUGGAAAGGACGCCGGGCCACCAACAGAGGAUGCUGAUCCGCAGUGGGAACAAUCCAUAUGUGCGAUUGGUCCCGGACAGCAACUGCCAUCCACUUAACAUAGCAUGUGUUGAGUGAGGAAUAAAAUUUUUUGAUUUUU